Messenger RNA from Anopheles stephensi (Asian malaria mosquito), 2004 nucleotides. RefSeq lists its product as uncharacterized. The transcript has 4 exons. The coding region runs from base 98 to 1408 and encodes 436 amino acids. Lineage: Eukaryota; Metazoa; Arthropoda; Insecta; Diptera; Culicidae. The record is from RefSeq and is a predicted model, not a curated record.
AGCACGUAGGCAGUGGGCGCUUAAAAGAUGUCACUUUGAAGUUAAAUUUACCGAUCCCGCCAUCCAAAGUGAAUCGAUAGUUGUUUUUUGUUGCCUGAUGAGUUGUUUGAAUCUAUCAAACUUCGUUAAAAUCGUCCAAAAAAAGUGUAGCAAACGGUGCAUCAUGUCCGUAACAGUGUGCCAGCAGUUGUGUGAUGAUUUUCAUAAAAAAGUACUGUUUGUGGCCGUUGUGCAGACGCUAGUGUUUCAUCUGCUCGUGCAGCAGACAGCAGCAGACGUGUUUGAGCAAGAGUUCCGGGCACAAAGAUCGCUUGCCAGUAGGCAGAUUGCAAAUCGACGGGAUACACGGUUUCUGCCAAUAUUUACCGUCUACCAGUGGGGUCAAGGACUGUGUUCGGCCGCUUCCGGUGAGUAUGGAUCCUGCCAGCCCAACAACGAGUGCGUGCUGCGUGGUGGCAUUCCAGCAGGACCCUGUGCCGGUGGAUACGGGACGUGCUGUAUCUUUAUGGCAUCGUGUGGUGGUGUUGUGCGCGAAAAUGGUACCUACUUCGUCAAUCCGAACCAUCCAGACAGUACGGAUGGGACGGGUAGCUGUCAGUUGACAAUCUUAAAGAUGCAUCCGGACAUUUGUCAGAUACGGCUGGACUUUGACCAUUUCUCGCUGAAUGGGCCCGAGAUCGUGAAUCACAUCUGUAACACGGACCAAUUUCUUGUGUCGGGCGGAAGUCCAGCUCCGACGAUCUGUGGCAGUGCAACGGGAGAACACAUGUACAUAGAUGCCGGAAUGGGCCAGAGCAAUCCCAUCAUACUGACCGUCAUCACCAGCGGCCCUAGCUUCCCCCGCUCCUGGCGCGUUCGGAUAUCGCAGAUCCCGUGCGGUGCCAUCGCAAAGGCUGACCAAGGCUGUCUGCAGUACCACACGGGCGUAUCGGGCCGGGUCAAGAGCUUCAACUUCGAUCCAAUCAACGGACGGCAGCUGUCGAACCAGGACUACAGCAUAUGCAUCCGGACGGAGCGCAACUUCUGCAGCAUCCAGUACACGGCGUGCCCGGGCGCGGUCCCGGGCAAUCGGUCGCGCACCUUCACCCUGUCGGGCAACAGCAACAGCGUCGUGCAGGCGAUGGUAGGCGGCGGCACGCAAGGAUCGCCCAACUCGUGCACGAACGAUUGGCUGAUGGUGCCGUGCGCCAAGAUUGCCGACCGUUUGCCGAUGGCCAGCACGUGCGAGGACAAGAUUUGCGGUGGCACUUUCAAUGCGGAAGUCAGCUCAGUCGAGCGAACGGUCGUCUCGACGAUACGCCCGUUCCGGCUUGCCUUCCACGCGGACUCGAUCGAGGCACCGACCGACGUGGAUAAUCGUGGCUUCUGUCUCGACUACGUGCAGCAACCGUGCACCAGCAAUAAGUAGUGGGAAAAGGCUCAGACAGAAAGGAAAAAACACAUCAUUACAGGUGCAAUUUCCUCCGUUCGGAUAAGGGUUCGUGCAAAUAAAUUGUACGCCGAACACUCGGUCAGUUUUUGUACCAUUUUCUGUAAAACGAAAUGUUUCUUACGAAUCUGUUUAUUUGAAUCUUUUGAUCAGUUUGUCACAAUCAGUAGGUUGUUGAUGUUAUUGUUGUUGUACGUGUUUUGUUUGAUGAUGGCGUGGUGUGAUUGGCGCUAUGGAUAGGCGCGUGUACUGCGAGACCACCGGUGCUGGGGUCUCUGUGUCUAAUGAUUUUCGUAGUUGCGCUUGGCAGAACACACACUUGUUUGUUUCAGUUGCUUUUAGUUGCUCGAUUUAUAGACUUUCCAAUGAGAUGUUUUGGUUUGCUUUUUUGUUUCAAAACCAAUGACCAUCUUCAUAAACUAACGACGCUAACACUUGUAACAAUGCCCCUUAUCGCUGCUCCAUCCAACCCAACACCGUUAAUAUACUUGUUGCAUUCAAUCCUCUCCGUAAUAUGUUACGUUGACGUUUCUAUAUGCAAUAAUAUACUUUGAUUUGAUCUUUGUUUUUUUUUA